AUGAGUCCCAUUGCUUACGACGACCCUGAGAAACCGCCUCUGCACCAAUCACAUUCCUCCGCGCACGUCCGAGCGAGAGAUGCGGCGGAACCUUCGGCGGAAAUCGGGGGGCCGCGCGGAGAAGAGCUGCAAGUGGCGAGACCAGUAGAAGGGCCAGCGGCGCCGGGGCACGGAGCGGAAUGUCCACAGGCGGGGAAAGUGGGGGGAUGCGGAGGGGGAAGAGGGGGCCGCGCUGAACUGUUAGCGGCGGAAAAUGGCGAAGCGCCCGCGGUAAGGGGCGCGAGCGGCGGAAGGGGAACGCGCAGCGGAAGAGGAACGGGUGGCGGAAGGAAGCGGCGGAGGCGGAUUGCAGUGGCGCGCACAGCCCUGGGAUGCGCAUGCGCGCUGCUGGUGCUGCUGGGCGUUGCGCUGAUGUGGCGGACAGGGGGAGACGGCGGAAUCUCGGGCUCUUGGCGCGCAGGUGCGGUCAAUAUCCAGUCGACCCUCUGCAGUUCAUGUGUGUCCGCCCAAUAUCCAGUGCCUCCAUUUCCCUCCUCUCUUUCAAACCCUAACUUUCCUUUCCUCUCCCCUCCCCUCACAGCCGAACCUCUGCUGGUCCACUUCCCUCUAGAGCCCUCCCCUCUGCUGAUUCAUCUCACUCCUCUCGCCCUUCCACCCGCUCUCCCCUCCCCUCAUUCACAGCCGACCCUCUUCUGGUUCACCCCUCCCUGGAGCCCUCACCUUUGCUGCGAGGCCUGGGGAGCUUUGCACCCGAAACUGAUAUGCUUAAGGUGGAGCGAGUGCGAAGAGAAAAUGCCUAUG
Messenger RNA from Closterium sp. Naga37s-1, 801 nucleotides. NCBI's taxonomy places the organism in Eukaryota, Viridiplantae, Streptophyta, Zygnematophyceae, Desmidiales, Closteriaceae. The record is from the annotation of a GenBank genome assembly.